AUGUCGACUUCGGCAGCAUCGUCGUCGAGCAGCCACGAUGCUUCGGGCGGUGGGGGAUCCGACAAGUCAAGCGUGAUCCUCAAAGUGGGCAUGGUCGGCGACUCUCAGAUCGGCAAGACCUCCCUAAUGGUCCGCUAUGUCGAAGGCAGUUUCAACGAGGACUACAUCCAAACGCUCGGGGUCAACUUUAUGGAGAAAACCAUCUCGAUCCGCAACACGGAAAUCACUUUCUCAAUCUGGGAUCUUGGAGGCCAGCGCGAGUUCGUCAACAUGCUUCCCCUCGUAUGCAACGACGCCGUGGCCAUCCUGUUCAUGUUCGACCUUACGCGCAAAUCGACGCUGAACAGCAUCAAGGAGUGGUACCGCCAAGCACGCGGAUUCAACAAGACCGCCAUCCCCUUCCUCGUCGGCACCAAGUACGAUCACUACGCAACCCUGCCAAGGGAGGAACAGGACGAGGUGACAAAACAGGCCCGCAGAUUCAGCAAGGCAAUGAAGGCACCUCUGAUCUUUUGCUCCACGAGUCACGCCAUCAACGUGCAGAAGAUCUUCAAGGUGUUGCUCGCAAAGGCGUUCGAUUUGAAAUGCACCAUCCCGGAGAUCAAGGGUGCCGGUGAACCGCUGUUGAUCUACCUCGAUGUGUAG
Kalmanozyma brasiliensis GHG001 is the source of this 645-nucleotide messenger RNA. Its product is annotated as Small GTPase superfamily. NCBI's taxonomy places the organism in Eukaryota, Fungi, Basidiomycota, Ustilaginomycetes, Ustilaginales. The coding region runs from base 1 to 645 and encodes 214 amino acids. Gene Ontology annotation, molecular function: GTP binding; GTPase activity. The record is from RefSeq and is a predicted model, not a curated record. The transcript is spliced from 2 exons.